AUGCACGAAGAGGGUCACACGCCAGAAAAUAACUUCAGGAGGAAGGCCAGUCUUCCCGCAGACGUCCAAAAUCCCGUCAAAGGCUCGUCUACGCAGUCCACAGCAAGUAACACUCUAGCAUCAUCCUUGGUUAGGUCCUCGCGCAUACGACGGCCAUCCCUCAAGCUGAGGGAUGGCGAUCCUGACCAUGGUCAGUCCACAGAGUCUCUGGCCAGCAAUACAAGUCCAUCCCCGGGGUGCUCCUCAUGCUCCCGGCAUCCAUCUUCGCCCACUAUCACGUCUACCUCUUCCGACGUCAGAUCUCUGCUCGAUUUUCUAAGGAGUGUCUGUCCGUUGUUGAUGAGUGCGGCGGGAUCUAUGGUGGAGGCUGGAAUCAAGGAUGAAAUGUGUUUCCGUGCACUUGCUGAGUGGCCUGCGCGGGAGCGCGAUACGCUUUUGUUGGAUGAGGUGAGGUUGACACCGUUCCAACUUAGCUUGGUGCGUGUGGUUCUUGGGAAGAUGCGGAAGCAUGAGAAUGUGAUUGAGAUUGAUUAG
Sparassis crispa is the source of this 534-nucleotide messenger RNA. RefSeq lists its product as hypothetical. Bases 1 to 534 code for a protein of 177 amino acids. Lineage: Eukaryota; Fungi; Basidiomycota; Agaricomycetes; Polyporales; Sparassidaceae. The record is from RefSeq and is a predicted model, not a curated record. The transcript has 3 exons.